This is a messenger RNA of Mya arenaria, 4456 nucleotides long. RefSeq lists its product as uncharacterized. Lineage: Eukaryota; Metazoa; Mollusca; Bivalvia; Myida; Myidae. The coding region runs from base 533 to 1660 and encodes 375 amino acids. The record is from RefSeq and is a predicted model, not a curated record. The transcript has 5 exons.
CUCAAUUUUUUUAAGAUAUAUAGAAACACGUGCAAAAGUUGAAAAUUGAUCGGGAUUAAAUCCCGCAGACUCAAAUAUUGGAAGUUUAUUAAGGAAAAUUUAGAUAAUAAGCUAUUGUAAUAGCCAUGGGCUGCAAAAACGUCUAGCAGUGUUCAAGUACACUUUAACACUCUGUCUUUCAUUGUUGGGAUUUAGAUUAGCGUGGAUUAUGACAUUAAUAUAAACAACCUAAAGCAUUUGUGAUACACUGCAAUAUAUAACUGCAAUUUUUGAACUGUAGUGCUUCCAUGCCUUCUGAUCGAAGAUUUGAACUGUGGGUUUAAGGUUGUGAAAAACACGGACCAUACAUGAAACAGUGAGACACGUUUUGUAGUUUUGUACGGUGAAAUCAGACUUAUAUCAGAACAGCAAGAACUGGGGAAAUGCAAAGAUAAUCAUGAACAGCUAGUGCCAGUGAUGUUCCAGUACAUCAAUGAAAGUCUGACAGGCCUAUUUUAGACAAGUAUGGCCCUCUGACAUCGACUGAUAAGCCAUGGCAGACACCAGCACAGGUACCAGGGGAGGUCCUGUUUCCAUGACAACAAAUACCACGGAAACCAGGGAGCCAAUCGAUGAUGACAUUCUACACACGGUUGGCAGACUGUUCCACGUCAGACCUCAACAAAGCACAAACAAGGGGAAAAAAGAAAGUACAGAAGAAAUUGUGCGGCGGGCCCUGCAGGCCGAGAGAAACCACUGGAAGGAACGCCUACAUAUGUCCAUGUUGGAGAUAGACAGACAACACAAGGUCAUCCUCACUACGCAAUCUGGACUUCAGGAGUUGGUGAGAUCCUUGAAGCAAGCUCUAAAGAGAAACAGUAUAAUGGAAGAAGAGGUUGAUGAGGAUUUGGACAAUGAGACUGUCGCUCUACGCCUGCUGGAAAACCUCAAGUUUCAGGUCAGGCAACUAAAAGUUAAGGCUGGAGUAGCAGACGUCUCGAAAAACGACUUUGAAGAUGCACAGAACAAGAACAGACAGAUCAUCACAGAACUCCGAGACAAACUCAAAGCUCUGGAGAAGGAAAAAAAGUCCAAUGACCAUGAGAUUCAGAGACAAACAGAGAAGAUUGUUCACUUGCAGAAAGAGAACUCCUCUUUACAUAGACAGCUUAUGAGAAUGCAGAAAAUUGUGCAAAAGUAUAAUGAAGGUCAUAAUGGUGCAAACUUCCACUUGAACAAUGUUGAUGCCCCUGUAAAGGAAACUUCAAGGCACGACUAUGAGAGAAAAACAGGUCAUACCAAUAGUGUGUCUACCCUGGAGUUGACUGACAGCAAUGGUUCAAGUCAUAUAAGGGAGAGAACUUAUGUUGAAGGUGACCAACUUGUGUCCUAUCCAAAUCCUAAUGAAGAGAAUGCCAUUAUUAAGGACAGGCUUAGGAAGAAUAUCUAUUCAGCCAGGCAGGGAGACAAUAGGUCAAGUAACGUUGCUCAGUGUUCAAGAUGUCAUGUGUUGUUCAAACCUGGGGAAAAUACACACAAGUCAUGCAGGUUCCAUCACAAAGGGAGAGAAAUCAAGGAGCAGUUUGAUACACAUGGGAGGCUGGAACAAGUUUUGUACAAAUGGGCUUGUUGUAAAAAAUCUCUUGAAUCACCUGGCUGCUGUUUUGGGUAUCAUGUCUAGAACUUUAUGAAGCUCUUUGCUGUUGUUUUGUCUAGAACAUUAAUAGAGCACCUGGAACUUAAUGAAGGACCUGGCUGUUGUUUUGGGUAUCAUGUCAAAAACACCAAUGAAGCACCUAGCUGUUUUGGGGUGUACUAUUAUGUCUGGUACUUAAUGAAGUGCCUUGCUGUUGUUAUAUCUAGAAAAUCAAUGAAGCAUCUGGCUGUUGUUUUGGGUAAUAUGUCAAGAACUUAAUGAAGCACCUGGCUGUUGUUUUGGGUAAACUGCCAAGAACUUAAUGAAGCACCUGGAUGUUGUUUUAUCUAGAGCAUCAAUGAAACAUCUGGCUGUUGUAAUGGGUAUCAUAUCUAGAACUUAAUAAAGCACCUGGCUGUUGUUAUGGGUAUUAUGUCUAAAACUUAAUGAACACCUGCCUGUUGUUUUGGGUAUCAUGUCUAAAACCUAAUGAAGUACCUUGCUGUUGUUUUGGGUGUAAUGUCUAGAACUUAAUGAACUUUUGGCUGUUGUUUAGGAUAUCAUGUCUAGAACUUUAUCAAGCACUGGGCUGUUGCUUUGGGUAUCAUGUCUAUAAUUUAAUGAACACCUUGCUGUUGUUUUCGGUAUUAUGUCUAGAACUUAAUGGAGCACCUGGCUGUUGUGUUGGUUAUCAUGUCUAUAAUUUAAUGAACACCUUGCCUUUGUUUUGGGUAUCAUGUCUAGAAUUUAAUGAACAGCUGGCUUUCGUUUUGGGUGUAAUGUCUAGAACUUAAUGGAGCACCAGGCUGUUGUUUUGGGUACCAUGUCUAGAACUUAAUGAACACCUGGUUAUUGUUUUGGGUACCAUGUCUAGAACUUAAUGAACACCUGGCUGUUGUUUUGGGUACCAUUUCAAGAACUUAAUGAAGCACCUGGCUGUUGUUUUGGGUAUCAUAUCUAGAACUUAAUGGAGCACGAGGCUGUUGUUUUGGGUACCAUGUCUAGAACUUAAUGAACACCUGGUUAUUGUUUUGGGUACCAUGUCUAGAACUUAAUGAACACCAGGCUGUUGUUUUGGGUACCAUGUCAAGAACUUAAUGAAGCACCUGGCUGUUGUUUUGGGUACCAUGUCAAGAACUUAAUGAAGCACCUGGCUGUUGUUUUGGGUGUAAUGUCUAGAACUUAAUGAAGCACCUGGCUGUUGUUUUGGGUACCAUGUCAAGAACUUAAUGAAGCACCUGGCUGUUGUUUUGGGUGUAAUGUCUAGACCUUUAAUGAAGCACCUGGCUGUUGUUUUGGGUAUCAUAUCUAGAACUUAAUGGAGCACCAGGCUUUUGUGUGGGUACCAUGUGAAGAACUUAAUGAAGCACCUGGCUGUUGUUUUGGGUGUAAUGUCUAGAACUUAAUGAAGCACCUGGCUGUUGUUUUGGGUACCAUGUCAAGAACUUAAUGAAGCACCUGGCUGUUGUUUUGGGUGUAAUGUCUAGACCUUUAAUGAAGCACCUGGCUGUUGUUUUGGGUACCAUGUCUAGAACUUAAUGAAGCACCUGGCUGUUGUUUUGGGUACCAUGUCAAGAACUUAAUGAAGCACCUGGCUGUUGUUUUGGGUGUAAUGUCUAGACCUUUAAUGAAGCACCUGGCUGUUGUUUUGGGUACCAUGUCAAGAACUUAAUGAAGCACCUGGCUGUUGUUUUGGGUGUAAUGUCUAGAACUUAAUGAAGCACCUGGCUGUUGUUUUGGGUACCAUGUCAAGAACUUAAUGGAGCACCUGGCUGUUGUUUUGGGUACCAUGUCAAGAACUUAAUGAAGCACCUGGCUGUUGUUUUGGGUACCAUGUCAAGAACUUAAUGAAGCACCUGGCUGUUGUUUUGGGUGUAAUGUCUAGACCUUUAAUGAAGCAUCUGGCUGUUGUUUUGGGUACCAUGUCAAGAACUUAAUGGAGCACCUGGCUGUUGUUUUGGGUACCAUGUCUAGAACUUAAUGAAGCACCUGGCUGUUGUUUUGGGUACCAUGUCAAGAACUUAAUGAAGCACCUGGCUGUUGUUUUGGGUGUAAUGUCUAGACCUUUAAUGAAGCAUCUGGCUGUUGUUUUGGGUAUCAUAUCUAGAACUUAAUGAAGCACUUGGCUGUUGUUUUGGGUAUCAUGUCUAGUACUUUAUAAAGCAUCAGGGUGUUGUCAUGGGUACCAUGUUUAGAACAUCUAUGAAGCACUUGGCUGUUAUUUUGGGUAUCAAGACUAAAACAUUGGUGGGGCACUUCCAUUUGUUAAAAUUCAGCGACCUUAAUCUAACAAACUUGGUUUUAUAGUUUCUUUCAUUUCAGAAAAGAGCAUUGCAGCUUUUCUGCCAAGAAAAUUUGACCAUUAUUUUGUACCAUUUUUUUUCAUGACAAAUAAUGAUCAGACCUAUUUCACAAUGCUACCACUUAUUCAUUUCUUUAUUAUUCCUUAAAAACACAUUAAAUGAAAGCAUAAUUUGUAUACCCAAAAUAUUCUGGCCUGUUUUAAUUUGGCACAGGUUUAGAUAUUCCAAUUUUCUCCAAAUGAUUAGUUCUCCAAUUAAAAACAAGCAAGAUAAUCAAUAUACAAUGUUUCAAAAAUAGUUUUCUUGCCUUUGCAAAUUGAUGUGGAGAUUUUUUUCCAAGGGGAAUUUGUCCAUUUUCAACUUUGCAUGGAACAGCUAUGAGUUUUAGUAAAAUAAAAUGAAAGAAAUGUGUAAAAUAUAUCAUUUUGUUGUGAAAUAAUUUGUGGGCUAUGCUGUUGCUGUUGUUGUUGGUGUUGUUGUUGGUGUUGUUGUUAUGUUAUUGUUGGCACAUUUUACAGCACUGUUUUAAUAAAAGCCA